GUCGACAGAGGGCGCCCGCGCGCGCAUUCAUCUUUAGCUUUAGCACACAGCUGCAGGGUUUGAAGGUGCUUUGAUGUCACAGUCGGCAUGAUGGUUUAAGGAGCGGCGGUGUCGUCUAGGUGGCCGCGCGGGUGAUGUUGCGCUGGACGGUGCACCUGGAGGGUGGCCCGCGGAGGGUGAAUCACGCGGCGGUGGCGGUCGGACACAAGGUCUACUCGUUUGGUGGGUACUGCUCUGGCGAGGACUACGAGACGCUGCGACAGAUCGAUGUUCACGUCUUCAAUACAGUGUCUCUCCGCUGGACGAAACUGCCGCCCGUGAGGACCGGAGGAAGGGAGCACACUCGUGAAGUGCCCUACAUGCGCUACGGGCACACUGCUGUCCCGGUGGAUGACAUCAUCUACAUCUGGGGGGGUCGCAAUGACACGGAGGGGGCGUGUAACGUUCUCUACGCUUUUGACGUUAACAGUCACAGGUGGUUCACACCGAAGAUUUGUGGGACAGUUCCUGGAGCGAGGGACGGACACUCGGCCUGUGUUCUGGGGAAGUCUAUGUACAUCUUUGGUGGAUACGAACAGCUGGCCGACUGUUUCUCUAAUGACAUUCACAAACUGAACACUACGAGUAUGUGCUGGUCACUAGUGAACGCCCGGGGCACACCGGCUCGCUGGAGAGACUUUCACUCCGCCACCAUCAUUGGCACAAAGAUGUUUGUGUUUGGAGGCCGAGCAGAUCGAUUCGGCCCGUUCCACUCCAACAACGAGAUCUAUUGCAAUAAAAUCAAAAUAUUCGACACGGAGACCAACUGCUGGCUCAACACGGCAUCUGCGCAGCUGCUGCCGGAGGGACGGAGAAGCCACUCGGCCUUUGCUCACAACGGAGAGUUGUACAUAUUUGGUGGUUAUAACGCCCGCCUGGACAGACACUUCAAUGACCUCUGGAAGUUUAAUCCAGAGGCGUUCUCCUGGAAGAAGGUUGAACCGAAGGGAAAAGGUCCGUGUCCCAGGAGGAGACAGUGCUGCUGUAUGGUCGGUGAUCGCAUCAUUCUGUUCGGAGGAACGAGUCCGUGUCCGGAGCAGGGAAUGGGUGACGAGUUUAACCUCAUGGAUCAUUCAGACCUCUACAUACUGGACUUCAGUCCUAAUUUGAAGACUUUAUGCAAACUAGCCGUUAUUCAGUACAGUCUGGAACAAUCUGGACUUCCUCAUGACAUCAGGUGAGAGUCACAGGUGGGAGCUGACGGCAAUGACCACCAACAGCACCAUCAGUCGACCCAUCUUCUCCUCUCACGGCUGAACCGCUGUUCCUCUGGACAAACGUCCCGCGCCAGAUGUUUUUCACACAUUCUGAAUCAGAAUUGAAGUCCGUCUUUGUGUCGGUGAAGACUCUGCGGAUGCUUCCGGUGAUCUGCUGCAGAUGAACGCUGCCGUGCUGAAGUCAAACUUUAAGUGUUCUGAGAUCUGCAGAACUGAUGAUGUUCAACUCGUUUCAUCUGUCACAGCUCAACAGACGAUCGUUCAUCAGUCACGUUCUUCUUUAAAGUGGAUUUGUGUUUUAAUAAUAAACAUCACUGAC
Molecule: messenger RNA, 1575 nt
Organism: Xyrauchen texanus (razorback sucker)
Lineage: Eukaryota; Metazoa; Chordata; Actinopteri; Cypriniformes; Catostomidae
Product: kelch domain-containing protein 3-like
Exons: 11
Coding region: 135-1220 (361 amino acids)
Cellular component (GO): cytoplasm
Molecular function (GO): chromatin binding; protein binding
Source: RefSeq, a predicted model, not a curated record